UUCAUCGUCACCACCAGCACCACCGAUCCCAAUUCUCCGCUCCACACCCACAAUGUCCUCCGCCGUGUUUGCUCACAUCGCUCGUGCGAGCCGAAUGAGCAAUACGCUGCGCUGUGCGCGGCCGAUGCGCGCUGUCCAGCUCUCGCAGACCCAGUUCAAGCCGGCAACCUCUGCUUUCUCGACCGCCAGCAGAAGACUCUCAGGCCACGAUACGCAUGAAGAAAGCUUUGAGGAGUUCACUGCCAGGUACGAGAAGGAGUUCGACGGUGUCCAGGAUGUCUUCGAAUUGCAGCGAAACCUAAACAAUGCAUUUGCCUACGACCUCGUGCCCUCCCCAUCCGUCAUUGCUGCCGCUCUCCGUGCCGCGAGGCGAGUCAACGACUUCCCGACCGCUGUGAGAAUAUUUGAGGGCAUCAAGGCGAAAGUGGAGAACAAGGGCCAGUACGAUGAGUACCUUCAAGAACUGUCUGGCAUCCGGGAAGAGCUCGGCAUUAACCUCAAGGAGGCUAUGUACCCAGAGUCUGCGUAAGGUGGGCGCAAGAUGAUGAAGAAGGGUGUGUCAAUAUAGAUGGGAAUGCCACAGGCGGCUGGUGGGGGAGAGGCUGGCGCAGGUUGAAGCAACAACAGGAGUUACAAUGCAGAGCACUGGUGCAGUCGGCAUGCUCUGCUAUGCUACAAUAGCCUCACUCAACAGAUUUGUACAGUUUUC
Molecule: messenger RNA, 709 nt
Organism: Pseudocercospora fijiensis CIRAD86
Lineage: Eukaryota; Fungi; Ascomycota; Dothideomycetes; Mycosphaerellales; Mycosphaerellaceae
Exons: 3
Coding region: 53-529 (158 amino acids)
Biological process (GO): mitochondrial electron transport, cytochrome c to oxygen
Cellular component (GO): mitochondrial inner membrane
Source: RefSeq, a predicted model, not a curated record